Messenger RNA from Clupea harengus (Atlantic herring), 2701 nucleotides. It is a transcript of the gene chst10, whose product is annotated as carbohydrate sulfotransferase 10. NCBI's taxonomy places the organism in Eukaryota, Metazoa, Chordata, Actinopteri, Clupeiformes, Clupeidae. The record is from RefSeq and is a predicted model, not a curated record. Gene Ontology annotation, cellular component: membrane. Gene Ontology annotation, molecular function: sulfotransferase activity. Gene Ontology annotation, biological process: carbohydrate biosynthetic process; proteoglycan biosynthetic process.
ACGGCAGGGGCGAUGGUGAGCCUGGCUAUGGUCUGUGGUCAUGAUGAAAGAGAGUUUGUUCUGACCCAUGUGAUGUGAUGUAGCUACUGACAACAUGUUAACUGAGGGACAGCAAGAAAACCAACUUGAAAUGUAUGGACAUCAAUUAUCUUGGAGAGGUGCAGUUAGCACAUAAACUACGGUAAUACAUUAUGGUGCCGUGUGGAUGGCUGUCAGCUGGUACAUUGGGAGAUGAUGCGUCGCCACUGGUUGCUAGUGGGCGCAUGUGGCUGGGUGCUCCUGCUGCUCAUGGUUGCUAGCCGCUUUAUCAAUUUCAACCUGCAUGUACCUGAUGACUAUGGGGGGAAGGUGGAGGCACGGACUUGGACCGAGCUGUCGGCCAGAACAGCCAAACCUCAGAGAACAAUACCGCAACCUAACAGUAUGUCCGCCGUGGAUGUGUUCCCCACUAUCCCGUCCGACUGGCGCUCUGUGGAGGAGAGGCGUCUGGACCAGCUGGCCAGUGUCUGCAGGAACGCCUCCCUCAGAAAUCUCACGCACACUUCCAUCAACAAGUUCGUCCUGGACCGCAUCUUUGUGUGUGACAAGCAGAAGAUUCUCUUCUGCCAGACCCCCAAGGUUGGCAACACACAAUGGAAGAAGGUCCUCAUUGUUCUCAAUGGAAAGUACUCUAAGGUAGAGGACAUCCCUGAGGAUAUGGUCCACGACCAUGAGAAGAAUGGCUUACCCCGCCUCUCCUCCUUGAAGGAAAAUGAGAUUAGAGAAAGACUGGACACUUACUUCAAGUUCUUUAUUGUUCGAGACCCUUUUGAGCGCAUCAUCUCUGCCUUUAAGGACAAGUUUGUGAAGAACCCUCGCUUUGAGCCCUGGUACAAGCAUGACAUUGCACCUGCCAUCAUUCGCAAGUACCGCAAGAUCCAUCGAGACCCCGACGACUCCUCUAGCCACGAAGCCCCCGGACUGCGGUUUGAGGAUUUUGUGCGCUAUCUUGGUGACGUCUCUGGACAGAAGCGUCUGAACAGGCAGUUUGGGCCACACGUAAUUCACUGGGUGACGUAUGUGGAGCUCUGUGCCCCGUGUGACAUCUCCUACAGCAUGGUAGGCCACCACGAGACGCUGGACCGGGAUGCGCCCUACAUCCUCAAGGCUGCCGGGAUUGAGCACCUGGUGUCCUAUCCCACCAUCCCACCCGGCAUCACGCUCUACAACCGCACCAAAGUGGAGCGCUACUUCUCCGGGAUCGGCAAACGUGAUGUGCGGCGCCUCUAUGAGCGCUUCCAAGGGGACUUCAACCUCUUUGGCUAUCCGCGGCCCGACUUCCUGCUGGACUGAGAGAGGCUCCAGAGCGAGACCACACCUCCAGUCAGUUUCAUGUAGCAUCAGUCUUAGCAUGAGGGACAGAUGGCCUCUCCGAGCUGAUGGCUUUGGCUGUUCUUAGGUCAACCUGUAGAACCCUACUGGUACUAGACUUUCUGGCAGACAGACGUGAUGCCCGUUUGGUCCAGCAUGCGAUGAUGCUGGACGAUCUCGCGCGAGUUUGAUGAUGGAUGAUUGACGAGUGUUGUCGCUGUAUUGGCCAAGCAAUUGCUGCUACAUGCUGUAGGGCAGCAACAUUAUUUAACAAGACUACUGUAACCUAAAUAUUUAAUGUAGUUAUCUGCUCUGACCCUGUCUCUUCUUGGAGAAAUCUGCAACAAAUUGAACUAACCAUCACAAUAUCUCUCUUUUAUAGACUAUGGUAAACACUCACGCAGCACUCUUGAUAGAUGAAGUGCCAGCAGAGGAUGAAGAUUUGGAUAACAGUUGACCUCACCAACUAGAAAAUAAAAAUGACCUGUGUGAAACCAAGAUCGUGAUCAGGGUCUGAGUUACAAUUCAGGUGUGUUGUGGUGAUGAGUGUUGGGGUGUGUAUGGCAGACACUGAAGGGUUGGUGUGAGCAUCUUCUAUACAACUGAGAUAUUGUUCUGCACAAGUCAACUGUACUGUAGUGCCUCUGUUUCUGCUGACAAAGUGUCCUUGUAGACUCAAACUAAAUGGCUGAAACAACUCUGAAUGCUUCCUUUGGGCUACGGUGGAGUAAUGCUGGGUGGUGUCGUGGUGAAUUCAUAUCCUUUCCUUUGUCCAAAAGGACUGGAGCUGCAGUGUGUCAUGCUAGCUAUGUUAUGAGAGCUGAUACAACUGUUCACAAUGUGGUUGUAUUGACAAAUAUGUAUUAUACUAUAAGGUAAUAUAAUAUAAUAUCAGAAUUGGAAAAAGACAGUUGCAACAUUUGCUCUUCAGUCAUAAAAAAAGAGAUAUGUUUCAUUUAAAGAAGGCCACUUCACAGCUGCAGUGUGAAUCUUUCACAUUCCCAUCCCUUUUCUCAGCAAAGAAUCAUAUGAAUGAAGGUAUGAAAUGUGACGAACGACUAAUGAAGUUCUAAUCCAGAGCAGUGUGGACUGGGAUGCCUCCCAUAUGCCCUUGUAAUUACUGCACAACAUCAGACCUGAGCAGUCUCUUCAUAGCAGUGCGGUCAGAACAGUACCAAGAACACACCCAGCCUGCGCAUGACCUCACUCCAUCUGUGUGAUGCCAUUUCCUGUUCACCCACUCCCUUCAUGAUGCUCUAAAUAUGCUCAUGUCAGUCGCAGUAGGACCAGGGGCAUCGAAAGCUGUUACAUUGCACUGAAAUGACUAACUAAAUGACUCAACUAGAACCCC